Molecule: messenger RNA, 485 nt
Organism: Spirometra erinaceieuropaei
Lineage: Eukaryota; Metazoa; Platyhelminthes; Cestoda; Diphyllobothriidea; Diphyllobothriidae
Source: the annotation of a GenBank genome assembly
AUGUUCGAAGUGCGUUGUUCACCCGUCGAGCUACGGGACAUGCGGGUUUGUAGAUCGCGUCUUAAGGCACAACGAUACGAACAAAUCCCGCAACCCGACCGGUGAACGAAUUUCCAACAUAGUAUUCCGAUCGCAACCGAUAGCACGACGGGGCCGUGGCUUAAUGGUCAAGAACGCUGAACUUAAUAACGUUCAAUAGCCAAAGUACGCGGAGUAAUGAUGUUGUUGUUGAUGACGAUGUUGUUGUUGUUGUUGUUGUUGUUGUUGUUGAUGAUGAUGAUGAUGAUGAUGAUGAUGAUGAUGAUGAUGAUGAUGAUGAUGAUGAUGAGGAUGAUGAUGAUGAUGAUGAUGAUGAUGAUGAUGAUGAUGAUGAUGAUGAUGAUGAUGAUGAUGAUGAUGAUGAUGAUGAUGAUGAUGAUGAUGAUGAUGAUGAUGAUGAUGAUGAUGAUGAUGAUGAUGAUGAUGAUGAUGAUGAUGACCAAUAG